Messenger RNA from Caenorhabditis remanei, 216 nucleotides. RefSeq lists its product as uncharacterized. Bases 1 to 216 code for a protein of 71 amino acids. Lineage: Eukaryota; Metazoa; Nematoda; Chromadorea; Rhabditida; Rhabditidae. The record is from RefSeq and is a predicted model, not a curated record. The transcript has 2 exons.
AUGGACUUCAAGACAAAUCCAACUCGUUGUUUCCACGACGUCAAUGUUUCAAACGAUGUUAAUCUUGACAAUGGUUCCAAAGAUCUGAAUGAUGCCAACAAUGUUUGCGAUUUCGUCGCUGAGUCAACGCCGAGAAGCGUCAACGUUCAAAAGAAGAGCUCUUCACUCGGUUUCCACGUCCAAAAGAAGCCAUUGGAAUGCACGCAUAUCUCAUGA